CAAAGUUUUGAGACGAAUGUCCCAAGAAUUGGGCUCUAGGGUGGGAAAAAACUGGCUGAGUCUUGAAAUCAGGGCAGAUGACUUGCAGGUGGAUCAACAGCAGGCUCCUGGAGCUACUUCUGACAUUUUGGCUACACCAGGUAGCAAUCUUCCAAGCCAAUUCAAUCCCUUUAUUGGAGGGGAGAAAUGUGGAGGCAUAAGUACUGAUAGACUAGCCAGAACACAGUUGUUUUUUAAAGAAGAAAACAAGAAGUUUGGAGAGAUGGCUCCAUCAACUCCUGAAGAUCUCAAAUCUUCUUUUCCUGGCUCAAAGCUCUGCACUUUGUCAUUGAGUACAGGCAUCGGAGAUGAGAAAUCUCCUGAAAUCAGUCUGAAGAGCAAGAUUAACAAUCAUCAUUACCUUGAUGAUGGUACGAAGACGUGCAUUGCUAGUUGUCCAUCUGGCACAGCUGUAAAACAAGAGAUUGUGUACAAGCUUCAAAGAGAUAAGGAUUGGGAGUCCUCCUGGGAUCUAGCUGCGGAUUUCGAGAAAGAUGAUAUGCUGUGCAUGAUGGCUGUCUGUACCCUUUAUCGAAUGCAAACUCCCGAUGAACGUGAAGAGGGGCUUACAUUUCACCGCAAUGGGCGAGGAUUCAGCCAGACUCAUGCUCCCAUGGGCUCCGAGAUCGCCGAGUUUCUCACGGAUGAGGAUCCCGAUGGUGAUAUGAAGCGAAAUGUGGCAGAGUUACGAGCAGAGUUUCCUGAUGGAGUCGAGACCUGCAGGGAAAUCGCGUUGUAUCAUGCGAGGCAACUGUUCGAAAUUUACGAGAACGAGGAGGAUGAUCUCUGGUAAAGCCGUGGACAACAAGUAAAAGCAAGAGAGUCUUCAAACUCUGGAAAAGCCUCUCCUUCAUGUAGGAUGGUGAGGUCACUGCUUAUUUUGUGUGCAGUCUAGCUAGCAGUCUGACUAAUUAAACUGUUUCAGCACGCCUAGUUAUUUUGUAGGAAGCUAAUGAAUUGUGUACAGUUUGAAGUCUGUUUAUCUCUACGCCAUACAAUGAUUUUGUCCAUCUCAGUGGUGGAAGCGGUUGGUUGUUUGAUUCAUUUUUAUGAGCCU
Molecule: messenger RNA, 1096 nt
Organism: Linum tenue
Lineage: Eukaryota; Viridiplantae; Streptophyta; Magnoliopsida; Malpighiales; Linaceae
Source: the annotation of a GenBank genome assembly